Mauremys mutica (yellowpond turtle) is the source of this 5106-nucleotide messenger RNA. It is a transcript of the gene PHLDB1, whose product is annotated as pleckstrin homology like domain family B member 1. Bases 330 to 5099 code for a protein of 1589 amino acids. The transcript is spliced from 26 exons. NCBI's taxonomy places the organism in Eukaryota, Metazoa, Chordata, Testudines, Geoemydidae. Gene Ontology annotation, biological process: regulation of microtubule cytoskeleton organization. Gene Ontology annotation, molecular function: protein binding. The record is from RefSeq and is a predicted model, not a curated record. Gene Ontology annotation, cellular component: basal cortex.
GAGGGGUGAGCAUGGUCUCUGCUGUUUGUGAAGGCUCUGGGGCUGCUUUUCUGGUAGCUGAGCCCGACCCUUUGGCAUUUGCAGCCUGCGCCUCUUUUCGUGGCAGGAACAAGUGAAGUGUUUUGCAGGCUGCUGUGAGAGAAGAAAGGCUGCCUUGUUGCUGCCAGAGGUGGGGCACCCGGCUGGGCUGGCCCUCGCUCCCUUGCUAGCAUUCCUAGAACAGAGUCUGCUUGUGAAGGGCAGCAAUCACCCUUCGUGCUGGGGCUUCCCAGGAGGUGAGCUGAGCUAGGCCGCACCUCAAGGCCAUGGUGUGAACAGAGCACAGGGACAUGAACGCUCUGCCACUGGAGCUGGUGGUCGGUGCUUGGCCCAGUGCCAGGGUGAGGAUCCAAGGGCAGGAGAGUGCCAGGCACAUUGAUGAAGUUGCCAUGGAAGCUUCAAACAGGAAUGUUACCAGCCCGACCCGCAAAGUCCAAGCAAUCAUCCAGAACAGUCCUCUGGACCUAAUAGACAUGGGCAAGGGGCUGAAGGUCCAGACCGACAAGCCACAUCUGGUGAGCCUGGGCAGUGGCCGGCUCAGCACCGCCAUCACCCUCCUGCCCCUAGGAGAGGGGAGGACCAUGAUUGGCUCGGCCACUAAGGACAUUGUUCUGCAGGGGGCUGGGUUGGCCUCUGAGCACUGCUACAUCGAGAACGUUUGUGGGACCCUCACCCUGCACCCCUGCGGGAAUGCCUGUGCCAUUGAUGGCCUGCGGGUUAAGCAGCCCACUCGCCUGACCCAAGGGUGCAUGAUCUGCCUGGGGCAGUCAACCUUCCUCCGGUUUAAUCACCCUGCUGAGGCCAAGUGGAUGAAAAGCAUGAUCCCAGCUGGAGAAAGGAGUCCUGGGGCCCCAUAUGGACUCACGGCAGAAUCGGAGAGUCUAGUGAACGGCAACCACCAGCUGUCUCUGAAUGAUGUCCAUAAGGGACAGGGAGGCAGGCCCCGGCCCAGCCACAGCUCCCUGGUCAGCUCUAUCGAGAAGGACCUGCAAGACAUCAUGGACUCUUUGGUGAUGGAGGACUCGAGCUCUCCCAGGAGAAAGCUCUCUGCCAAUGCCCAGUCCCCUGUGUCCUCAGUGGUGAAUGGUGGUGGGCACUACUUCUUGUCCCCACCCUUGAGCCCUGGGGCCAUGUCUGUGGGCUCCAGCUAUGACAACGCAUCCCCGCCCUUCUCCCCGCUUUCAUCCCCAGCCAGCAGUGGCAGCUACACUAGUCCCUCUCCCAGUAGCCAGGAGCAGGGGCCGCCCAUCCCCCCAGUGGUGCCAGUGAGAUCUUCCAGCUACAACCAUGCCAUGCAGUCCCCACAGCAGCGGCCACUUCCACCUCCAUGUGGGGGCUCCAGCCUGGACCUGAGGAACAGCACCAUAGGCACAAGUGAGACACAGCUUGCAGAGAGUCCCAAGAUGCAAAGGAGGGCAGUGCAUGGCGUUCCCCUGAGCCCCAAGCCUGGCCAGAGAGCCCUGAACCCUGAAGGCCCUGGGCUGUCAGCCUUCUCCAGCGCCCGGAGAGCUGCUGAGAGCACACAGCUGGGCCACCCUAACCAGCAUGUGCCCCUGGUGUCUGUAAGCUCAAGUGACUAUGUAACAGGGAGCCCCCAGGCUCAGCCUACCAACAUCCCCAGCAGCCCCCGGCUGGUACCCAAAUUUCAGUCACCGUCUUCUCAGAGGUUGAAAAUUGUGGCUCUUCAAGAGCGUCCACCCAGCCCCUUCAGGGAGGGCAGGGAGCCCCCUGGCAUUGACAGACACCUGGCCUCCAGCCCCUCCCGGCAGGUGUUGACAAGAGUCUUCCAGCCCCUGGAGACUGUGGGUUUCACCCAUGUCAAUCAGGACAGCCGCUCUCUGCAGCCCCCUGAGAGUCCCAGAAUGGGCAGAAGGAGCGUGGAGAGCAUGAGGGAUUUGCCUCCCCUCAGCCCUUCCCUGUCUCGCCGGGCAGCACCCCUGCCCUCUGCCUUGUCUCCCCAAGCAAGGGCCCCCCAAGAGAGUCCCUCACAGCAGACCAAGCUGGCCAAGGAGGUUCCUGAGAGCCCUCGCGUCCGGCGCAAGGUAGCCAGGCCCCUGGAGAGGCAUGAAGACUUCUCCUCCUCGUCCUCCUUGACGGGGAAGAAUUUGAGAACCAGGAGCCCCUCACCCAUCUUCCAGGCAGAACUUGCCUCCCAGCGUAAGCCCAGCUUUGGCGUCACCCUCAGCCCUGCAUACAGCCUGGGAUCGCUGGCUGUGCCCUCGCCCCGUCAGAGCCCCCGGGUACACAGGAAGCUGUCAGGAGAUCUGCGUCUGCCUGUGAGUGCGAGGGAGCGCAAAAACAGCAUCACUGAGAUCAGUGACAAUGAGGAUGACCUGCUGGAGUAUCACCGCCGCCAGCGCGAGGAGCGGCUGCGUGAGCAGGAGAUGGAGCGCCUGGAGCGCCAGCGUCUGGAGACCAUCCUGAGCCUGUGUGCGGAAUACACCAGAACUGAUGGCACCACAGACGCAGGCAGCUCGCACCAGCACUUCCCGAGUGACGGAGAUGCCACCACCAACAUCCUGACAGCCAGGAGGCACUCCAAGGGCUCAGCCGGCCUGGCCGCCUGGGGCCUUGGCAAGGCCAUAGAGGAGACUGGAGAGGCCACAGGGCCCCAGCAGAGGGAGAGCCUGGAGAAAUCAGACGAGGAGAAUCUGAAGGAGGAAUGUAGCAGCACGGAGAGCACGCACCACGAGCAGCACGAGGACUCGACAGGCUCCAAGACCAAGGAGGCUGCCCUGCUGGAGGAGGAAUGGGUGCGGGUGCUGGGCCACGUGGAUGAGCUCAAGAGCCAUGUCAAGGAGCUGGAGCAGCAGCUGCAGGAGUCGUCUCAUGAGGCGGAGAUGGAGCGGGCACUGCUGCAGGGGGAACGGGAGUCGGAAAUGAUACAGCUGCAGCAGGAACAGAAGAUCGUGCAGCAGCUGCAAGAGAAACUGUGUGAGCUGGACUCCAGCAUCCAGAAGGAGCGGGACACGGAAAGGGCAAAGGUUGAUGCUGAAAGGAAGGAGCUAGAGAAACUCCAGGCGCUUUACAAUGAGUCGAAGAGCCAGCUUGAUAACUGCCCUGAGUCAAUGCGGGAGCAGUUACAGGACCAGAUGAGAAGGGAGGCAGAGGCCCUGGAGACGGAAACCAAGCUGUUUGAGGACUUGGAGUUCCAGCAGCUAGAAAAAGAGAGUCGCUUGGAGGAGGAGCGUGAGACCGUGAGCCAGCAGCUCCUGCAGAGCAAGGCUGAGUGCCACCGCAGUAUCGCCAAGAGGAAGGAGCGGGUGGCUGCAUUGGAAAGCCAGGCCAAUCACAUCCGGCUCCAGGCUGCCCAGGAGUCUGAGCGCCUUGCCAAGGAGAAGAAUACCAUGCUGCAGCUGCUGCAGAAGGAGAAAGAGAAGCUUGUCUCCCUGGAGAGACGGUACCAUCUUGUUACUGGCGGCAGGAGCUUCCCCAAAACAUCAUCUGCGCUCAGAGAGGAGUACAUGAGGCUGUCUGACGUUUUCAGAUUCUACUGCAAUGUGUACGGCCCUGGCCAGGACACUAAAGCUUCUGCUGUUGCCACUGCUGCUGCUGCUCCACUCUCUUUCUUGCUUGCUGUACCUCCUGCAGCCAAUGAGAUGGAGAAGCAGCUUCAGGUGGGCCCAGUGCAGCUUUCUGCCCUGGAUUACAUGGCUGGCUUCGAGGCCUCCCCCCCUGCCUCUCCUCACUCCCCCCCUCCUCUUCCUGCUAAAGCUCACUCUUCUCGAAAGCCGUUCCAGGUCUAUCGUGCUAAGAUGGACAGCGACACCGGCAGCACCCUCCCACGCACAAAGAGCGGGUCUGCGUCAUCCUCGCAGCUCAGCGUGGCCAUGCUGGGACGCAGCUCCUCCCCAAAGGGUCCCCUGCACCCACAGAAUGGCACAGGUAGCCUGCCACGAAACCUGGCAGCCACACUGCAGGACAUCGAGACCAAACGCCAGCUGGCCCUGCAGCAGAAGGGGCAGCAGGUGAUUGAGGAGCAGAAGCGGCGCCUGGCGGAGCUGAAGCAGAAAGCGGCUGCUGAGGCGCAGUCCCAGUGGGAAGCCCUGCACGGGCAGCCUCACUACCCCCCUACUUCCUACCCUCCGCUCAUGCAUCACUCCAUUCUCCAUCAUCAUCCUCCCCAUGGCAUCGGGCACCGGGCCGAGGACAUGGACCACGCCUAUGACACACUCAGCCUGGAGAGCUCAGACAGCAUGGAAACCAGUAUCUCCACUGGUGGCAACUCAGCCUGCUCGCCUGAUAACAUGUCCAGUGCCAGUGGGGUGGAAGCAGUGAAGAUCGAGGAGAUGGAGAAGAUGCUGAAAGAGGCCCAUGCAGAGAAAUCUCGCCUGAUGGAGUCACGGGAGCGGGAGAUGGAGCUGCGGCGACAGGCCCUGGAGGACGAGCGCAGGCGGCGGGAGCAGCUGGAGCGGAGGCUGCAGGAUGAGACGGCUCAUCGGCAGAAGCUGAUUGAAAAGGAGGUCAAGAUGCGAGAAAAACACUUCUCUCAGGGCGGCGACUGCCAUUGGGGUGGCACUGACGAGGCUGCGUUGCUUCUCCAGGCACGGCCCCUGACCAGAUAUCUCCCCAUCCGCAAGGAGGAUUUUGACUUAAAGACACAUAUAGAGUCCUCAGGCCACAGUGUGGACACCUGCUAUCAUGUCAUCCUGACCGAGAAGAUGUGCAAGGGCUAUCUGGUCAAGAUGGGCGGCAAGAUCAAAUCCUGGAAGAAGCGUUGGUUUGUCUUCGACCGUAUGAAACGCACAGUCUCCUACUAUGUUGAUAAACAUGAGACGAAGCUCAAGGGAGUGAUCUAUUUCCAAGCCAUAGAGGAGGUUUAUUAUGACCAUCUCCGCAGUGCUGCUAAGAAAGGACUUUUCAACCUCAGCCUAGCAAAUCAACUAGCAGAUAUUCUCCCCAUUCACUUCCACAGAGAGAGUCCCAACCCAGCUCUUACCUUCUGCGUCAAGACCCACGACCGCCUCUAUUACAUGGUGGCACCAUCAGCUGAGGCCAUGAGGAUCUGGAUGGAUGUCAUUGUGACUGGAGCAGAGGGCUACACCCAAUUCAUGAAUUGAUGGGGAC